This is a messenger RNA of Suncus etruscus (white-toothed pygmy shrew), 2994 nucleotides long. RefSeq names its product epididymis-specific alpha-mannosidase-like. Lineage: Eukaryota; Metazoa; Chordata; Mammalia; Eulipotyphla; Soricidae. Gene Ontology annotation, biological process: mannose metabolic process. Gene Ontology annotation, cellular component: lysosome. The record is from RefSeq and is a predicted model, not a curated record. Gene Ontology annotation, molecular function: alpha-mannosidase activity; carbohydrate binding.
AUGGGGCUCCUGCUGCUGCUUCUGCCCCUGCUGCUGGUGCAGUCAGAGAUCCAGCAGGACACAGAGCAGGACAGGCUCCGGGUCUUCAUCGUGCCCCACAGCCAUAUGGAUGUGGGUUGGAUCCACAAAAUCCAGGCUGACAUGAAAACGUUCGUGGAUAUCUACUCUUCAGUCAUCAAUGCACUGAAGGCCUCACAGCAACGCAGGUUCAUCGUGGCCGAGCAGAACUUUUUCCGUCUGUGGUGGGAUAAUGCCAUGAUGAGUGAGAAAAAUGAGGUACACAAGCUUGUGGCCGAAGGACGCCUGGAGUUUGUCAUUGGAGGCCAGGUCAUGCCUGAUGAGGCAGUGACCCACAUGGACGACCAGAUCCUGCAACUCACAGAAGGACAUGGGUUUCUCUAUGAGACAUUUGGCAUCCAGCCACAGUUCUCUUGGCAGAUUGACUCAUUUGGUGCAUCUGCCACAACCUCCACGCUGUUUGCCCUGGCAGGCUUAAAUGCCCACGUCAUCUCCCGGAUCGACUAUGACCUGAAGAAGAACAUGGAGAAGACCCAGAACCUGCAGUUUUUGUGGAGAGGAUCCCAGUCCCUGCCUGUGGAGCAGCAAGAAAUCUUCACACACGUCAUGGAUCGCCGCAGCUUCUGCACUGAGCACUUACCUUGGCCAAACCUGUCAGAGUCUCAAUGGAAUGAGUCUUCCAUGUUUCCAGAUUUCCCAACACUCCAGGAAAUACUAGAACCUGAAAUGGAUCUACCCAUUUCUCCAGACAAAGUUGAAAACAUGGCCGAAAAACUGAUAUAUGAUGUGAAGCAGAGGGCUUAUCAGUACCAGACACAGAACUUCCUUUGGUCCUGGGGAUGUGACAGGCAGUUCGUCGACACCUUAUUGCAGUUUGAAAACAUGGACAUCCUGAUCAACUACAUUAACCAAAGGUCAUCCAUGUUUGGGGUAUCAAUGGAAUAUGCCACACUAAAAGAGUACUUUGGUAUCCUCCGUGGUCUCAGAGUCAAUUGGAAAGUCCGUGACCACCGCGACUUCCUCCCCUAUUCCUCAGGAGAACUUCAGGCCUGGACAGGCUUCUACGCAUCCCUCAGUGGGCUCAAGGCCCUGGCGAGGCGAGCCAGCGCCAUGCUGCAUGCCGCCGAAUCCAUGUUCACGCGCCACCUAUGGUCGAAGUACAGCUCAGCCCUGAACGUGUCCUGGGCAUUGCAGCAGCUGCAGCAACUCCGCUGGGCAGUCUCUGAGGUCCAGCAUCACAAUGGGAUUACUGGGACAGAGACCCCCAAGGUAAGAGACAUGUAUGAGGAGCACCUGACAGAGGGCAUGGAGAAUGUACAGGAGGUGAUGGUUUCCAUCGUUAAGGACAAGGGACAAGUUGGCAAUGAUUCAAAUGUUGGGCACAUGGCAGUGAUCUACAACCCUCUGGCCUGGAACAUCACCACCAUCAUCAGCUUCACUGUGGACUUCUCUGACUUCAGUGUCACGGACCAUCUGGGAAAUCCCGUGCCCCCUGAGGUGCAGGCAUCAGAGAAGACUCCAUCCCACUAUGAUGUUUAUGUGCUGACCACCAUCCCAGGUCUGAGUUAUCAGCAUUUCAACAUCCGGUGCAGAAAUGGAGCCCAGAUCUACAUACCUGCUCCAAGGUAUUUUGGCCGAAAGAAAAGGACAGCCAAAGGGCCCAGUGACAAGCACCUGGUAUCCGUGCAGAAUGACUGCUAUACCAUGUUCCUGGACCAGGACACCAAUCUGCUGCACAGCAUCUGGGAGAGAGAAGGAAACAGGACAGUGCACUUGACUCAGGAUUUCCUGGAGUACCAAACCAACAGAGAUACACAAGAUCCUGUUUCUGAUAACUAUGUGUUCACACCCAGUGGUGCUGCUGUAUCAGACUGGGAAGAGGUGACAAUGGAGAUUGUGUCCGGGGAGCUCAUGACUGAGAUCCGCCAGUAUUUCUACAGUGAAGUGGAUGAAGACCCCACCUAUGUCAUCUACUCCCGCCUGGCUCAUGUGCCACCUGACUCCAACACGGGCCUGCUAUGUCAUCGGAUAGAGCAGGAGGUCCAAGUAGGACCCUUGGAAGUCAACACUGAGGUCAUCCUGAGGACCAGCACUGGUCUGGACACCCAGAAGAUUCUCUACUCUGACAACAAUGGUUACCAGAUGCAGCAAAGGAAUUACCAGAUGUACCACUACAACACCAUUGCCAGGAAUUACUACCCCAUGGUGCAAACGGCCUUCAUCCAGGACAAUCAAAGUCGGCUGGUGGUGCUGUCGGAUCAGGCCCACGGUGUGUCCAGCCAGGGCAAUGGGCAAAUAGAGAUCAUGCUGCACCGCUGCCUGUGGAUUGAAAACUACUGGAUGAACGAGGUCAACCUGACGCUGAACGACUCCUCUGUGGUCCGCCCCAUAUUCUGGCUCCUGCUGGGACCCCUGCCGCUCACUACUGCCCUGCGCCACAGGAGUGGACUGGAGCUGCAAUACAGGCCUGUGGUACUGCUGAGAGAGUUAAAGGGUAAGGGCCAGAAUGGGCCAGCCCUUUUACAUCAACAGGCUGUGACGCUGCCCCCGAGCCUCCACUUGCAGAUCCUGAGCAUCCCAGGCUGGCAGUACAGCAACAAUCACCAGGAACAUCUACAGAUGCUGAAGGAAGACCCCAUGGAAGAGAAAAGUCCCAACCUGCAGCGCAUCCUGCUGCGUCUCCACCACUUGUUUGAGAUAAAGGAAGACCCGGUCCUGUCUCAGCCAGUGACCCUGGACCUGAAGUCGGUGUUGCAAGGUCUGGGCAAGGUGAGGAAGGUGAAGGAACGCUCCCUCACGGGCAUCUGGGACAGGAACAGCAUGCCGCACUGGAUCUGGAGUACUCAGGAAAAGUUCUCUGAGAGAGGGUCAGGCAAGGAAGCCCUUCCCAGGACUGUGGGUUCCCCAACAGGAGAUGUCACAGCACACCACACCUGCUGCCCAGGCUGGGGCUCUCUGGGGAACCUCCUCACCUAG